AUGGCCACGCGAGCAAUGUCAGACCUAUCCCUCAACCCCGCCUCCAAAGCUCCCAAAGGCAAACCAAAGGGAAAGAAAGCAGCCCCAGUAGCCGACUCCUGGGAAGACGAAGAGGUGCCCUCCGACACGGAACCGCAAUCUCCCCUCCCCAGUGACUCUCCCCUCUCCCCCUCCGCCGACCCCAAGAUCGAUGGCUCGGGCGUCGCCGCGCCCCCUCCGACGCCCAGCUCGCCGUCAUACAGCUCCGGCACGCCGCCCCCCUGGCAGUCCAUUCCCGGCGCGGUAUCGGGGGGCAGCAGCGAGAGCUCGGGGACCGAAGGCAAGAGGCCCGAGAAGACGGACGCGGUGGCCCGGCGCAUGAUUGCCAGCGCGCUGGGGGUGCGGGCGCCGCGGGCGACGGAGGAGCAGCGUGCGUACGAUCGCGCGGUUAGGGAAAAGGAGCGGAGAAGGAGGGAGGAGGAACGCGAGGCGGAGAAGAGGAGGCUGGAGGAGGCGGAAAGGGCGAAGGUAGCGAUUUGGGAGGAUUGA
This is a messenger RNA of Daldinia childiae, 528 nucleotides long. RefSeq lists its product as uncharacterized. The transcript has a single exon. The record is from RefSeq and is a predicted model, not a curated record. Lineage: Eukaryota; Fungi; Ascomycota; Sordariomycetes; Xylariales; Hypoxylaceae. Bases 1 to 528 code for a protein of 175 amino acids.